Messenger RNA from Penaeus monodon (black tiger shrimp), 3242 nucleotides. RefSeq names its product ABC transporter G family member 21-like (gene E23). The record is from RefSeq and is a predicted model, not a curated record. Gene Ontology annotation, cellular component: plasma membrane. Gene Ontology annotation, molecular function: ABC-type transporter activity; ATP hydrolysis activity; ATP binding. Bases 978 to 3242 code for a protein of 754 amino acids. The transcript has 15 exons. NCBI's taxonomy places the organism in Eukaryota, Metazoa, Arthropoda, Malacostraca, Decapoda, Penaeidae.
CCUAGAACAGGUGAGAGCAGAUGAAAAGAAAAUCAAUACACAUAUGCAAAAAUCGAAAAAAAGGGUAACAAGCGUGAUUAACAAAUAAAAAACAAACAAAAAAAGGAGAUAGAAACCUGAUGAAAAGGAGAAAGAAACUAAAAUAAAGGAGGGGAAGAAGAUACGAAGGAACAGGCGAGGGGCGGGGCUUAGCCUUGGGGGCGGAGUCAUGUCCACGUGGUGGCCGGGAAGCAGGGAGGGUCGUCUGGUCUCGCCGGGUGGGUGCGAGACACUGUUUCAGUGAGUGUGGAGACUCAGAGGAGAUUCCAUGUGCCUUGACAACGGCUCCUGAGUGUGGCUCGCACUGAGGCCGUAGAGAGAAAAGAUCAGUUAGCGAAAUAAGAGUGAUAUAGCAGCAGAAAAGAGAGAGAGAAAAAAGAAAAAAAACAUAUCCUCUUGUGUGAGUUCGAUGCUUUGACAGUAUUACAAAUGUGAAUUGUGUUGCAAGCUGAAUAUCUAGUGACAGCUUGCUUUGUUGUGUAAAGUCGAAAAGUAACUUUACCAAAACCAAAUAAAAAGAAUCAAUCAACUGCGUUUGGAAUCCGAGGAAGCCACACGCCGUAAGGAACCCUCCAUCUCGCAGAGGACAACACUGCCAUGUGACCCGACCAAUAGGUCUUUUAGGUCAGUAAGGAGGCGUUGACCUACAAAGGACACCGAAGGGUUUGAGGGACACGUCACCGAGACCCUUCUUUAACUUCACCCUUCAAUUUCUCUGACUAAUCUCGCCUGAACUUGAACUUGUAAUACGAACUGAUAAAGCGCAUUGUUAUCUCUGUGAUUUAAGAAGGAAGGAUUGCACACAAAGGCGUGACGUCAGCAGGAACAAUAUGGCCUCUUGACCUUAGUAGGACCUAGCGCCUUUCCUCCGGAUCACGAAGGAAAGUUCCUCUCCCUCCAAGCCAGAGAAAACAACAACAGCUCUUCCUCCUCUCGAAAUGGACUCCAUCUGGUCCACUCGGCGCUACGUGCCCGUCACCGUCGACAUCGACCUCCUGGCGGUGAAGGGCAAGAAGAUCCUCAAAUCCGUGAAGACCAAGAGGGGAAGGCCCCAGCAGAACCCCAGCCUCCAGCAGUGCCUGCAGAAGCACCCUCAGCUGCACGUACAGGUGGACUCCAUGGAGGGCCAACCACUGAAGCACAAUUGCAUCGACCAAAACCCGGUCGUCAUGCCUAUAUCGGCGGGCAUGCCCCGACGGCGCCCUCUGCAGGUGGAGUUCAACGAUGUGAGCCUCACCAUAGGCGAGACGCCCAUCCUCAGCCGGCUGACGGGGAGCUGUAGGCCGGGUGAGGUCCUGGCCAUUAUGGGGCCCUCAGGCUCUGGCAAGACCUCGUUGCUGAACACGAUCAGUGGGCGCCUCCGACCGACCAGCGGCACCAUCUCCAUAGGUGGGGAAGCUCUGAGCAAGCGCCACAAACGUCACAUUUGCUACGUACUUCAGCAAGAUGUGUUCUUCACUGACCUCACACUUAGACAAACGCUUAUGUACACUGCCCUCCUACGACUGCCAGACAGUAUGCCAUACCAGGAGAAAAUGAAUCAUGUGAAUAACAUUCUGGACAUCUUAGACCUUAAACGCUGUCAAAAUACAAUUAUUGGCAACAUGCUAAAGAGAGGUCUUUCUGGUGGAGAAAAGAAGCGAGCAAAUAUUGCCUGUGAACUUCUUACCAAUCCUUCCAUUAUGCUUCUGGAUGAACCUACUUCUGGCCUAGAUUCCAGCACAGCCUAUAGUCUAAUUACAACACUUAAACAGUUUGCUGAGAAAGAGAACAGGACAAUUAUUUUGACUCUUCAUCAACCCUCUUCACAAAUCUUUUACAUGCUUGACAGCUUACUCCUCCUCUGCAAUGGACAGAAUGCAUACUUUGGGGACACAAGAAAAGUCGUUGAACAUUUUUCAAGAAUAGGAUUACCAAUUUCUCCACACUACAACCCAGCAGACUUCAUAUUGGAACUCGUAAAAGGUUCACCAGAAGUACAAGAAAGAGUAAUUCAGGGUGCUAAUUGCCCUGAACGAAGAACUACCUUCAACUUGUCGCAAAACAUUACUAUUCAAACCUCGCCUUCCAUCCACUCACUCUACAGCAAGUACUUAUCAUUACAAGAUGGUCAUACAACUACAGGUAUAGAAGGGGAAGAAUGUCCCUGGGAUGAAGACUGCAAUUGCCAAGACCAGGGAUACCAUGCAAAGUGUCCGCCAGAGGUGUCUGUGACCAUUACUGGAAACAAGAAAGAGACAUCUGUCUUUACUAAAAUGGGUGAGGAAGAGGAUAGUGGGAGAUCUUCGUGGUCAGAGGAGACAGAGAGUGAAGCCUCAGCGCCUAGUUCGUUAAGUGAGGAAUAUGUAGACAGGCAAUGGCCAACUUCCUUCCUCACACAGUUCAAAAUACUUACUCAAAGGAACUUCUGUGUGGCUCGUCCAUUCAUCCUUUCCCGGCUCCACUGGAUCCAAACACUAGUAUUAGCAUUAAUAGCUGGACUCUUGUGGUUCCAAAUACCACGCACAGAAGAAACUAUGCAUGGUAUCCAAGGCUGGAUGUUCUUCUCCACGACCUAUUGGAUGCUGUUCAUGCUCUUUAAUGCUCUCCAAUCUUUCCCAAGCGAGAGAGAAGUGAUAAUGAAGGAACGAUCAAGUGGAUCAUACCGGGUUAGUGCAUAUUACCUUGCCAAGAUGGUGGGGGAGUUGCCACUAACCCUCACACUGCCCAUGUUCUACAUGCUCAUAUCCUACCCCAUGAUGAGAGGAAUACAUGUCUUAACAUUCACCAAGCAGCUAUUUGUGCUCCUUCUCAAUACUUUAGUUGCUCAGAGCAUGGGUCUCCUCAUAGGAGCCAUAUGCAUGGACUUACAAGUAGCCAUCACAGUGUCUGCGUUAUUUACACUCUUCUCGCAGUUAUUUGCGGGUUACUUAUCUAAGAUUCCUCCCUGGCUCAAGUGGGCUGAAUACCUUUCGAUGGUUCAUUAUGCCUUCCAAAACAUGAGUAUUAUAGAAUUUACAGAUGGAACUCCAGUCAGAUGCUCGAAAGAAAACUCAAGAUUCGAGAGCUGUAAAGGUGACAACAUUACGUAUAUUAGUGUGUCAGACAUUCAGAAGGAAACUGGAGGCAGUCUAUGGCUCAACACCUCAAUCCUUAUUUUGUUCAUGUUAUUAGCAAGACUGCUCACGUACCUCAUGCUCAGAUUCCUCCACCGUCCAAAAUAG